Molecule: messenger RNA, 732 nt
Organism: Ichthyophthirius multifiliis
Lineage: Eukaryota; Ciliophora; Oligohymenophorea; Hymenostomatida
Exons: 3
Source: RefSeq, a predicted model, not a curated record
AUGAUUUAACAUUAAUAAUAACAUUCAACUUCGACUUAAAUUAUGUAUAAUAAUAUUAGUAUGGAAUUCCAUAUAAGAGAAAAUAUUACUUAUUAAACAUUUGAUUAACUAUUAAAGGAAGUAUUUUAAAUUUAAGGACAAAUAUUAGGAUUAGUUGAUAAAUAAUCAAAAUCAGUUUAUGAUAUUGUUGAAUUUUGCAAUUUAUCAAAGAAUUUUAAAAGUGGAUAGAAAUUUUAACUUAUUGUUAAUUAUAAUAAUAGCACAGAUACAAGUGAAAAUUAAAAAAUUUUAUCUACUCCAACCUAAAAUAUGUCUAGGCGUUAUAAUGGAUAGACAAAAAGUCAGUAUAGAAAUAAAUCAGCUGAUUAACAUAGAAUAAAUAAUCGUUAAAAUUCUAUAAAAAAUGAAGAACAUAAUAUUUUUUAUAUAGAAGAUUAUGAAGCUUUUAUGGGAAAUAUAAUAAAAGAAGGAAGCACAUAAAUAUUUACAUUUUUAUUUUUGGAUGAAAAGAAUACUAUGAAAUAAUAUGGUCCUUUAUUAUCUCGUUCUUAUUAAUAAAAUUUUCCUUAAAUAAACUUUUAUUAUUCAUUAUAUCCCUCUAAAAGAUAAAGAGGACCAUUUUAACCUUCAGAUAAUACUUAUUUAUUGAGUUUUUAAAAUUUUAAAAUAAAAAUAUAUAAAUAAUUAUGUAUAUAAUUUAAGGUUUUUUCAUGGAAGUUAAUUAGUUUUUGA